CUCUGGCUCGCCUUUACUCUCCUAUCCCGACUGACGUUGGACAACAAAGAUGGCGGCAGGAACCAGCAAUUACUGGGAAGAUCUCAGGAAACAGGCUCGACAGCUGGAAAAUGAACUUGACCUGAAACUAGUUUCCUUCAGUAAACUAUGUACAAGUUACAGUCACAGCAGUGCCCGAGAUGGAAGACGCGACAGGUAUAGCUCUGACACAACACCGCUUUUAAAUGGAUCAAGCCAAGACAGAAUGUUUGAAACUAUGGCAAUUGAGAUUGAACAGCUUUUGGCAAGGCUUACAGGAGUAAAUGAUAAAAUGGCAGAAUAUACUAACAGUGCAGGUGUCCCCUCCUUGAAUGCGGCUCUGAUGCAUACGUUACAGCGACAUAGAGACAUAUUGCAGGAUUAUACACAUGAAUUCCAUAAAACCAAAGCAAACUUUGUGGCAAUACGGGAAAGGGAGAAUCUCAUGGGAUCAGUACGAAAGGAUAUUGAGUCAUAUAAAAGUGGGUCUGGAGUAAACAACAGAAGAACUGAACUAUUUUUGAAAGAACAUGACCACCUACGAAACUCAGAUCGUCUAAUAGAAGAGACAAUAAGAAAAGCUCCAGUAGUACAAAGAAUUUCCAUAUACCUUUACUUAGACUCCCCAAAUGUUAUCAUUUUGCCACAUUUGCUUUUACACAAUUUUUUUUUCUGAAUUGCUUGAAAAGUUGCAGACAUGAUGUGUAUUUACCUCUAAAUAUUUCAGUGUUCAUAUCGUAAAUAUUUAUGUUGAAAUGGACUCAUGGAUUCUUAUUUUGUUCGAUGGAUCCUGUCAUUAUUUAAUAAUCUUAAUAAACUGUAAUCUUUUAUAAUAAUAUGCAGUUAUCAUGUCUUGGAAUUUUGUUUGAAUUGCAUGCACUGGGUCUUCCACCUGACCAGUGUUUUCACAAAAUUGCCUAGUUGUCGACUGAAGUAUCUCCCUUGUGACUCCUUCCCUUUCAUCAGCACAUAAAGUUGGGUCACAUUUUGCCAGGGAUUCUUAAAGUUUCCUUAUAAUCAUUUUCCUUUCUUUGCUUCCUUUUAUUUCUUCCUUUAUACCUUAUCUUCUAGGAGCAGGCUGCCUUAAGCUUUUCAAUUCAAAGCUGGCCUAUUUAAGGGCUGGUAUGAGUAUAAAAAUUUGGAGUACCUCAUAGGAUAGGAACAUUUGAGAACUAUCAAGUCACUGAUGUUAUUAUUUUGCUAGUUAAAAAGCAAAAAAACAUGUGAUUUGGAGAUCUUUUAUUUCACUAUUUCUCUUUGUUUCAAAAUAUGAUAGGCAUCAUAAGUGAAAUUUUACUGAAUAUAAAGCUAGUUAUGAUUACUUAUGGAUAAUAUAAAAUUUAAGUGUAAAAUAAUUAUUUUUACAUAUUCUACAUGUAAAAUUUUACCUUUUCCUUUUGGAGCUAUAUUUUUAGAAUAUAUACACAACUGAAUAUAAACUGGCAUCAAUUUAUUGAAAAGAACGAAUAUUUUUAAUAUUUAUAAAUGUAUUCUUAAGCUUUAAAUGUAUAACUAGUAUUGUCUGUUGUUGAAAAAAUAAGUGUCUGAGUUUAGUUCGCAGAACAGGUGAGAAAGUUGAAGUUCCAGUAUACACAUCAAUGAUUUAUCAUUUUAAAAGCAUCAUAUAUUAUUUGGAGCUGAUGUUUUGCCUCUACAUACUUGGCCCUUGAAGUAACAACAGCCUAGAUUUCACUCAGCUUGACUCCAGAUGAUGGAAUGAGAUGGGAAAGUAUAUCUAGAUACACUUUGUGUGGUACUGGAAAUCAUGCAUAUUCAACAAGAUAAUAACAUAAUGUAUGACGAUAAUAUCCCUUCUCCAAGGAAUACAAAGUGCUUUGCAGAAAUUAUUUUUUAAUUUCCCUAUCUACUUCUGAAUCAGAGUGCAUAGGAGAUGGUGAUAGACCCAGUUUAAAAAAAAGAGGCAUAUAUAUUUCAAAGAUUGGCCUCAGAUUGCUCAGCCCAGGUUUGAAGUGUUACUUUUUGCAAGGCCAUAAUAUCUAUUUAAAAAUAUCUGGUAAAGUCAAUUUAUUAUGAAACAACCACAUUUUAAAUGUAUCAUAUUCUGUCAUAGAUGUACACUUAACCUGAAAAAUUAUGAAUAAGAACUAAUGAUGCAAAGGAUGUUGUUAGUGUGACUCUUCUUCUUGUGAUCUUUUUUUACUUUUUGGAUCUAAAAUUCAGUAUGUUAUGAAGUUGACAUUGCUCGCCUCUUUCUGCUCUGAUCUUGACUGGCUGUGCGCUAGACCUGGUACAUUCACUGUCCUGGUCCUGGAAUAUCCUUUCACCAUUAUCCUAAAAUGACCUGCUUUAUUGGAUCACUUAUUUCUUUAAAAAAAAGGGGGGGGGGACUUCUACUUUCUUAGUUUAUUCCCUCAUUAUGUUGGACCAUGUUCUUUAGUAUCUUCCUCAGAAAGAACAGGAGGUAAAUUUUUUUGACUUUACAUCUCUAAGAAAGUAUUCUACCCAUAUUCUUGAUUCAUUGUUUAGCUCACAUAUAAUUCUAGGUUGAAAAUAAUUCUGAGAUUUUUGAAGGCAUUGUUUCCAGUGCUGCUUUUAAAGUCCAGUACCAAUUAAAAUUUCUGAUCCUUGGUAUAUGAUCAGCUUUUUUUCUCUGGAAGCUUUUAGAAACAUCCCUUUUCCCCUGUGUUUUUGUUUUUAAUCUCACCAUAAUGAGCUUGACAUGCAUCUUUUUUGGUCCAUUGAACUAGGCAUUUGGUGGGCUCUUACAAUCUGGAAACUUAUCUUCAGAUCUGAGAAAUUUUCUUAUGUUUAUCAUUUUUUCCCUCCCUCAUCCUUUUUUUUAAUAUACAAUUUAUAUUUGUCAAAUAUACCUAAAUAAAACAGGGGGAAAAGAAGAAUUCACCUAAAAUACAACCAUUGGAUUGGUUAAUAAUUUGGUGUGUAGUCUUCCUUAUUUUUCUUUGUCUCUUUUUGUGUUAAAAAUAAUAAAAACUAUGAACAUAUUCAUAGAUAUAGACAGACACGUGUGUAGUUGUGUAUUUAGAAGAAGUGGAAUGAUAUUAAUCAUAGAAGGUUAGUAUGUGCCAUCACCUAACUUGUUCAUGACUUAAAUCAGUUAAGUUGUGAGAGGGCCAUAUGGGUAAGUGUUAAUAAGAGAGAAGGAGGGAAUUGCCUGUAGAACACUGGUUAUGGACACUGGAAGUGGGGUUCCUGUUCUUGACCAAGGAUGAUCUUGGGCAGUGGAAAUCCAUGAUGGUCUAGGGAGCUGCCCAGUUGUAACCAGCUCCUGAAUGGUGGAGCCACAUUCCUUUAAUGGCCGUGCCAUGUGGUAUGUGGGAUCUUGGUUUCCUGACAAGGGGUCAAACCCACACCUCUUGCAGUGGACGCGUGGAGUUUUAACCACUAGACUGCAAGGGAAGUCUGCCUUUUUUUUUUUCCCCCCAACUUUUUUUUUUUUUCAUUGACGUAUAGUUGCUAUACAAUACUAUGUAAGAUACACAUGUACAAUAUAGUGAGUUACAGUUUUUAAAGGUUAUACUGGAAGCAGAUACAGAGAAUGGACUGGAGAACUCGAGGUUUGGGAGGGGGCGGGGGAUGAAGGGGAAGCUGAGACGAAGCGAGAGAGUAGCACAGACAUAUAUAUACUACCAACUGUAAAAUAGAUAGUCAGUGGGAAGUUGUUGUAUAACAAAGGGAGUCCAACUCGAGGAUGGAAGAUGCCUUAGAGGA
This is a messenger RNA of Hippopotamus amphibius kiboko, 3708 nucleotides long. RefSeq names its product golgi SNAP receptor complex member 1 (gene GOSR1). Gene Ontology annotation, biological process: endoplasmic reticulum to Golgi vesicle-mediated transport; vesicle fusion. The transcript has 8 exons. Gene Ontology annotation, molecular function: SNAP receptor activity. NCBI's taxonomy places the organism in Eukaryota, Metazoa, Chordata, Mammalia, Artiodactyla, Hippopotamidae. The record is from RefSeq and is a predicted model, not a curated record. Gene Ontology annotation, cellular component: Golgi membrane; Golgi medial cisterna; SNARE complex. Bases 50 to 694 code for a protein of 214 amino acids.